Molecule: messenger RNA, 1992 nt
Organism: Camponotus floridanus (Florida carpenter ant)
Lineage: Eukaryota; Metazoa; Arthropoda; Insecta; Hymenoptera; Formicidae
Exons: 9
Coding region: 238-1992 (584 amino acids)
Molecular function (GO): interleukin-17 receptor activity
Source: RefSeq, a predicted model, not a curated record
UCUUCAUUGUGCCGAUACGCAGUUAGUCUCGUCUGAUAGAAAUAUUUGCUGUUUCGCAUUGUGCACGCAUAUUUUACGUUGUUUAAAUCUACGACGAAGCAUGUAAAUCGGAGUAUACGAGAUGACAUCGUGAAAAUCGGAGUCGUUGUCAAGCUUCAAAGCGUUUGAUAUGUUGAGGUCGAUGACACGUGUUGUCUAUCAAGUGUUGUGUAUUGUCAAAUAACGGGUAACCUAAAAAUGCGUGUAACAAUCCUUAGCUUCUUCUUCGUGAUAGUUCUGUGUUUUUUGACUGAACGUGCCUUAGCUUCAUAUUGUUAUCCAGAUUACUGUCAAAAUCUAACUCACCUGGUACCAACACCAGGUUUCCGAUGUGUAUUAACGCGGGUAGAACAUGGGAAAGAUUGCGCAAAGUUAAAGUUUGACGAAGCCGAUAAGAAAUCAUCUAAACAAGAUAACGCAAUCUUUGCAUUAUAUGCAUACAUGAAAAACUUUGAAGUUGAACAAAAAAAAGCGACAGCAUUUAAUAUAUCGAUCUCAGAUAUUAAUUUUCAUAGGUUAAUUAUACGGUAUCAAAAUAUCGCCAACGAGAAUGAGAAUGCGUGUAGAUACGUUGAAUUGUACGGAAACGCUACUCAUCCUGCACCAAAAGAACUAUACGUGUCGUGUCCAUUUUCCGAUGCUACGUAUGAAGGAUCCCCGUAUCGCUUGGAGUAUCUUAUGAUCGGCGAAAAUUUCGUGUACAGUAAAAAAUAUAUUUUCUAUGUGCCGCAACACAAAUUUAUCGAGGAUGGCGUCCCAGUCGAAAACUUCACGCCUUUUAUGUACAUAGAUUUAUCGGAUUUAUCGAAUCUAGCGGUGUACGUACAAUCACUUCCAUUGACGUACAAUGUGACGAAAUAUAAAGUAUGGUUAAUUAAUAACGGUACGAAAUCGGUCAGCACUGCAAUUAUAUCCAAGAACAAAAAUAAUGGACUCAUACGGUAUAAUUUCUCGGCGCCGGAUGGCGUGUAUUACGUCAAAGUCGCGGCGUUACAUCCAAAGUGUGAUAAAUAUGGAUGCGCGAAUAGUACAUCGCCGUAUAUAUGCAUAAAACACGAGUCCGAUCGAUUGCUGAUUAUGAUAAUCAGUCUAAUAUGGAUACCACCAGUCUUAUUGUACGCGUUGUAUCAUGCGUUUAAACUUUAUAGGAAGAAAGUUUUAAAGAGAAUAGCAAUAAGACCAAAUUGUUUGCUGGUCUACUCCCCGACACACCCGGCACACGUGAAUGUAAUGGCGGAAUUGACAAAAUAUUUGAAAUGUUGUAAUAUCAACGUCAUGAUAGAUAUGUUUGACAUCCCAGAAACUACCAGCAAAGAUCCGGGACUCUGGUGCAAUAUCGCGUUUCAGGCUGCGAAUGUUGUGUUAAUCGUGACAUCCCCGCCGAUGUCAUCUGUGAAAUCUGAUACAACGAUCAUUUAUCGAAACGUGGAUAAUCAUUUGUUACGUCUGCUGAAAGAGAACUAUCCGCAGAGAAACAAGAGAUAUUAUGCGGUAUACCUGCCAUACUGUAAGUCAGAUCAUAUACCAGAAGAAGCGCGACUCUUUAAGAAGUUCCAUUUACCUGAGAAUCUGACGAAGCUUGUGAAAACGAUCCAUGGUAUCAGUUGCUUGCGAUUUCUGACGGCAUCGGAUACAAAAUUAUUGGAAAGCAUUAGAUGCGCCACGAUAAAGAUUUUUGAAAACGAAGCUAGUAGUACACCGAUGAAAAACACCGAUGAAACUGAUGGUUUGUUGUCAUCAAUCAUUAAGAAUGAAAAAGUACAAGACAUUAAAAUCGAUCGGUCCAAUGAGGUUUAUAAGCUUGAUAUACCGAAUGACGAUGUCAUACCUCAAUCUUUUACGACAAAUAUUGAUGAAUUGAAUUUACUUGGCGAGGUUAGUGAAGAAAAGAACCUUGACUUUAAUUUUACGAAGAAUGACUGUGAAUUUCACAUCGACAAAUUGAACUUGUGA